CUCACUUCCGGCGGAAGUAGCGCCCAUGUGGACUGUGUGAACGCUGACUAGUGUGGAACCUAGCCGGAGACAUAGCUAAACACAGAUAAAGAUAGAAAAAUGGAUGAAAAGAAACAAAAGAAACACAACAAGAAAGCCAGUGGAACAAAGGCCAACAAGAAGCGUAAGCGGCAGCAAGGAGAGGGAGGAACUGGUACUGAGGAAGAUGCCAGGAAGAGGAACCCCAAAGCGUUCGCUGUGCAGUCCGCUGUGCGUAUGGCCCGAAACUUCCACAGGACACAGGAUCUUAAGACGAAAAAGCAUCAUAUCCCAGUGGUAGACCGGACACCUUUAGACCCACCUCCUGUUGUUGUGGUAGUUGUGGGGCCCCCAAAAGUUGGCAAGAGCACCCUGAUCCGUUGUCUGAUUAAAAACUUCACUAAGCAGAAACUCACAGAGAUCCGCGGACCUGUUACCAUCGUCUCUGGAAAGAAAAGACGUCUUACCAUCAUUGAAUGUGGCUGUGAUAUCAAUACAAUGAUUGAUUUGGCUAAAGUUGCUGACCUGGUUCUGAUGCUAAUAGAUGCUAGCUUUGGUUUUGAAAUGGAGACCUUUGAGUUCCUGAAUAUCUGCCAGGUCCAUGGUUUUCCAAAAAUAAUGGGGGUCUUGACCCACCUGGACUCCUUCAAGAAUAACAAACAACUGCGCAAGGUCAAGAAAAGGCUGAAACACAGGUUCUGGACAGAAGUCUAUCAGGGUGCAAAGCUUUUCUACCUGUCUGGAAUGGUGUAUUCUGAAUAUCAGAAGCAAGAAAUACGUAACCUUGGGAGAUUCAUCUCUGUAAUGAAAUUUCGCCCUCUGGUAUGGCAGACAUCACAUCCUUAUCUACUUGCAGAUAGGAUGGAAGAUCUGACUAAUCCAGAAGACAUUAGGCUGAAUCCAAAGACAGACCGUAAAGUUUCAUUGUAUGGUUACCUGCGGGGGGCCUAUUUGAAAAAUAAGAGCCAGGUUCACAUACCAGGUGUUGGAGAUUUUGCCCUUUCUGAGAUAAGUUUCCUACCUGACCCAUGUCCCCUCCCAGACCAGCUGAAAAAGCGUUCUCUGAAUGAGAAGGAGAAGACAAUUUAUGCUCCACUCUCUGGUGUUGGAGGCGUAGUAUACGAUAAAGAUGCUGUGUAUAUCGACCUAGGUCCAAACUACCUUCAACAAGAACAGCAGAGAGCUGCAAAACCUUCACGUGAACUGGUAAAGAGUCUCAUUUCCACCAACGUUACCAUUGAUUCCAAGAUGUCUACAAGCAAAGUGUCCUUAUUUAUGGACUCAAAACCUCUGGGCAUGGACGAAGUUGACAGCAAAGAGUUUGAAAUGCCGACAGAGGAAAAAGUUAUAGACGCUGAAACUGGUCGGGUACGUCGUAAAGCUGUGUUUAAAGGGGACGAAAAUGAGGAUUCUGAUGAGGAGGACGAUGAUGAUGAGGAAAGUGAGAAUGAAGAUGAAAAGGAGGAUGAUGAUGGUGAAAAUGAUGAAGAUGAGGAGGAAGCUGCUGAAUUUUCUGAAGAAGAAAGUGAAGCUGAAGAAAAAGUUAAACUCUUGAGCCGAAGAGCUGAUAAAAAAAUGAAAGUGGAGGAGCGUCCUAAAAGGAACACUUUGGAGAUGCCAGCAUUUGCAGACAGUGAUGAUGAUCUUGAACACAGUGGUGAUGAAGGAGCAGAAGAUGAGGAAGGAGGAGGUGAUGAGGAGGAAGAAGAGGAAGAUAGUGAAGAGGAGGAAAAAGAGGAAGAUGGCGAAGAGGAUGACGACAAUGAUGAGAAAAAUAUAGUGGUAAAGAAAAAGGGGACUGCUGUGAAAAAGGCACAGAAUGGCAAUGAAGGCAGAAAAUCAAAAGCCACAUUAGAUAGUGGGAAUUGCACUGGAGAAGAUGGCAUAUCUUCAGAUUCUGAAGACGUAGAAAGCAUGGAUACUGAUGAAGAACCAUCUAAAGAUGUAGUUAAAGAAUCUGAAUCAGAAGAGGACAGAGGUGAUGAAGAAGACUUACUAAAAGAAGAUGAAGACCUCAUGGAAGACGAUGACAUUGGAGACACAGCUGGUGCUUUGAAGUGGAAAGAAGACCUGAAAAAGAGAGCUUCUGAGGCUUUUCUACGACAACAGCAGUCUGUUCCUAAUCUCCGAAAACUUGUCUAUGGAACAGUGGUUGGGAACGAGGAAGAAGGAGAUGAUGAUGAUAAUGAAGGAGAACUCGGAGGCCUGUUCCACGUCAGUCGUCCAGAUAAAGAAUCUAAGAGAGUGACAAAUGCUCUAGACUGUUCAAAGUUUAUGGUUGAAAAUCCUCAAGAUUGGGAAGACGAUGAGGUUAUGGACUACAUUCGUGAUUGCUUUGUCACUGGAAAGUGGGAAGCGGACAAAGAUGCAGAAAAGCUGUUACAAGAAGAUGAGGAGCUUUAUGGUGACUUUGAAGAUCUAGAGACAGGGGAGGUGCACCAGGGCAAGCCGGAGAACCGGAAAGAGAAGUCUGAAGGGGAGGAUGAGGAUGGAAAUGAAAACAAAGCAGAUGAAGCUGCCCCAGAAGAGGAAGAAGUGACAAAGAAGCGUCUAGAGAAGAAGAAGAAUCUUAAGGAACGCUUUGAUAAUGAGUAUGAUGAUGGCGAUCCUGAGGCCACAUAUUUUGAUGACUUAAAAGGAGAGAUGCAGAAACAAGCAGAGCUUAAUCGUGCAGAAUUUGAAGACCAAGAUGAUGAGAUCCGCGUGCAGUAUGAAGGCUUUAGGCCCGGCAUGUACCUACGAAUUGAGAUUGAAAAUGUGCCCUGUGAGUUUGUGAUCAACUUUGAUCCUCACUACCCAAUGAUCCUUGGUGGACUUGGCAACAGCGAGGGAAAUGUUGGCUACAUCCAGAUGCGACUAAAGAAGCACCGUUGGCAUAAGCGGAUAUUAAAGACGCGAGACCCCUUGAUUUUUUCAUUGGGCUGGAGACGAUUCCAGACUAUGCCACUUUAUUAUAUUGAGGAUCAUAAUGGACGUCACCGGCUUCUUAAGUAUACCCCUGAGCACAUGCACUGUGGUGCCACUAUUUGGGGGCCCAUAACUCCUCAGGGAACUGGUUUCCUGGCUGUUCAGUCUGUUAGCAGCACCACAGCAGAUUUUCGCAUUGCUGCUACUGGUGUUGUGCUGGAUCUGGACAAAUCUAUCACAGUGGUGAAAAAGUUAAAACUGAUAGGUUACCCCUGCAAAAUCUACAAGAAUACAGCCUUUAUUAAGGGGAUGUUUACUACGGUCUUGGAAGUGGCCAAAUUUGAAGGAGCAUCAGUGCGAACAGUAAGCGGCAUCCGUGGGCAGAUCAAGAAAGCCUUACGAACACCUGAAGGGGGAUUUAGGGCAACGUUUGAAGACAAAAUUCUAAUGAGUGAUAUUGUGUUUUUGCGCACCUGGUACCCGGUUACUGUUCCCAACUUUUAUAAUCCUGUGACCUCAUUAUUAAAACCUGUGGGUCAAAAAGAGACAUGGACUGGUUUGAAAACUGUUGGUCAAUUGAGACAUGAGCUUGGCAUCACACAGAAGAAACGGAAAGAUUCCCGCUACAAGCCCAUUGUGAGGCAAGAAAGACACUUCAAUCAGCUCCAUAUUCCCAAAGCUCUGCAGAAAGCACUGCCAUUUAAGAGCAAGCCCAAGAAGAUGGAGAAGAAGGCUAAAGUGACCAGGGACAAGGUGCGACCUGCGGUUAUCCGGGAACCUCAUGAAAGAAAGAUAAUUUCCCUUCUCAAUGCUCUGGGCACCGUUAAUAAUUAUAAGAAACAAAAGGCCAAGACAAAGCAAAGACAACAGAGGAAGGAGUUUCUGCAGCAUAAGACAAAGGAAGAAGAAGAUAUGCUGAAGAGGCAGAAAGAGGCCAGGAAAAAACUCUUCCGAACCAUCGGACAAAAAGAGAAAAAGAAACAAAAGUCCAGUCUCAGGGGCACAGAGCCAAACUAAAAACAUUGCUCUCGGGAGGUGUACAGAUCUAUGUAAAUAUGCCAGACGACUUCUUGGAUAUUUUAGACAACUCUUCAAAGUCUUUAAUGCUUGGUAUCAUCCUAAACCAAAUGUUUAUUUAACUUUUUUAUUAUUAUUAUAGAAUUUUUAAAUAUAUUUGGGAACAGAAUGUAUAUAAUAAAAUCAAACACUUGGCCCUGGAAAGACUUUGAAGUUAUGCUUGACCCACUGUAGCUUGGAAUUUCAGGAAAUUCAAAGUAACAUAACUUGUAAAGGCCUAUGGAUCGACGUGUACAGGCCGGAGGGAAGAACUGUCUUAACCCCUGUAUUCCUGUUUCUCUGUUCUGCUAUUAAAACCAUUGAAUAAAGAUGUGAUUUGUGAUUCAGUUUUU
This is a messenger RNA of Hyla sarda, 4334 nucleotides long. It is a transcript of the gene BMS1, whose product is annotated as BMS1 ribosome biogenesis factor. Bases 100 to 3942 code for a protein of 1280 amino acids. Lineage: Eukaryota; Metazoa; Chordata; Amphibia; Anura; Hylidae. Gene Ontology annotation, biological process: endonucleolytic cleavage of tricistronic rRNA transcript (SSU-rRNA, 5.8S rRNA, LSU-rRNA); ribosome biogenesis; maturation of SSU-rRNA from tricistronic rRNA transcript (SSU-rRNA, 5.8S rRNA, LSU-rRNA). The record is from RefSeq and is a predicted model, not a curated record. Gene Ontology annotation, molecular function: GTPase activity; U3 snoRNA binding; GTP binding. The transcript is spliced from 23 exons. Gene Ontology annotation, cellular component: nucleus; 90S preribosome.